Messenger RNA from Pelmatolapia mariae (spotted tilapia), 1765 nucleotides. It is a transcript of the gene eci2, whose product is annotated as enoyl-CoA delta isomerase 2. Gene Ontology annotation, molecular function: delta(3)-delta(2)-enoyl-CoA isomerase activity; fatty-acyl-CoA binding. Gene Ontology annotation, cellular component: mitochondrion; peroxisome. NCBI's taxonomy places the organism in Eukaryota, Metazoa, Chordata, Actinopteri, Cichliformes, Cichlidae. Bases 137 to 1330 code for a protein of 397 amino acids. The record is from RefSeq and is a predicted model, not a curated record. The transcript is spliced from 11 exons.
CAGGAGAUGACGGCGUGGGCGGGAGCAGCGAUGUAAACAUGUUAGCCGCUGAUUAGCUCCACUGUGGCGACGCUAGUUAACCUUUCACCGCCUUAGCCCGUCCUCCCGAACCUUGGACCCCCGGAUCUGCGCUUUAAUGGCCGGCGUCGCCCUGAGGUGCUCCGCUGUCUGGCGCCGUGUCACAUUAACAAGCUCAGUCCGAUCCAACAUUCCCAGCCUGAAGUUUCACACCACAGCGUCUCCCAUGAUGGGUGUGACGGUGGAGCAGUUUGAGCAGGCGAAGAGCAAACUGUCGACGCUGAAGAACGACCCGGGCAACGAGGUCAAACUGAAGAUCUAUGCUCUCUUCAAACAGGCCACCCAGGGUCCCUGCAACGCUCCCAAACCCGGCAUGCUGGACUUUGUCAACAAGGCCAAGUGGGACGCGUGGAAGUCUCUGGGCUCCAUCUCACAGGAUGAAGCCCGACAGAAGUACUGCGACCUGAUUGGCUCCCUGGUGGAGGCAGAGACUGGAAGCUCCGCCCAGGUGAGCGCACAGCCAGCUGGGAGCGGUGCGACCUACGAGACGCUGUUGGUCACCAAGGAGGAUGACAUCACCACCAUCAAACUGAACCGACCGGCCAAGAAGAACGCCAUCACGACCGAGAUGUACAAGGAGAUCAUCGCCGCUCUGGAGCAGGCGGCCACGGACGACUCUGUCAUCACCGUCGUUACAGGCGCCGGCGAUUUCUACUGCAGUGGAAACGACCUCACCAACUUCACCAAGAUCCCGGAGAACGGGGUGGAGGAGAUGGCCAGACGUGGUGCAGAUCUGCUCAGGAAGUACGUGAACGCUUACAUAGACUUCCCCAAGCCGCUGGUUGCCGUGGUGAACGGACCGGCUGUGGGCGUGUCUGUCACUGUGCUGGGCCUCUUUGACCUGGUCUACGCGACAGAGAGGGCCACCUUCCACACUCCGUUCAGUCAGCUGGGUCAGAGCGCCGAGGGAUGCUCCUCCUACAUCUUCCCUAAACUCAUGGGUGCUGCUAAGGCCAGCGAGAUGCUGCUGUUCAACAAGAAGCUGACGGCGGUUCAGGCCUGCGAGCUCGGCCUGGUCACCGAGGUUUUCCCCGACAGCAGCUUCCAGUCGGAGGUCUGGACUCGGCUGAAGGCCUACGCCAAGCUGCCCCGCAACUCUCUGGCUCUGUCCAAACAGCUGAUCCGCUCGGUGGAGAAGGAGCGGCUGCACGCCGUGAACGACGCCGAGGUGGAGCGCCUGACGGAGCGCUGGACGUCAGACGAGUGUUUCAACGCCGUCAUGAGCUUCUUCCAGGCCAAGGCCAAACUCUGAGGAAGAGGAGGCGUGCAUGAUGAAGAUGAUGGUUAUUAAUUGUAAAUGUUGUAGAGUAACUUAGAGCAGACUGUAGGAUGUUUCGUGACCAAUCACAGCUCAGGUUGAGGCGCCACAGACAGAAAACAGUUCACAGGUGAUUCUCUGUAGUGUGAGCGCCACCUGGUGGGCGGGGUAGGGAGGUGCAGAGGCUCUGAGGCUGUGGCGGCAGGUCUCAUAUCAGUGAAUGAAACGCAGGCUUAAAGCUCACAGAGCUUCUGUCCUCAGCUGAUGUUUCAGGAGGAGUCAGUGUGAGUCUGAGCUGAUGGACCAGCUUCAGUUUUUACACCGUGAUGCUUUAGUGUGCUCACUGCUGUUAAAGUGCCUUAAACACUCUGUAACUGCUGCUCAGCGUUCUCCCACGUCUGUUUGUCCAAUAAAGUCAUAAUCACUCGA